CGCUCCCGCCGCACUCGCCACUCGCCACUCGCCACUCGCCGCGGAAUCAAACCACUCGUCAAUCAUAUAAACAAUAUGCAGUGCUUCAUCUGCGUAAUAUAUUUGGUAAUAUCCUGCAAAGGUCUGCCUCACCAGGACCGUGAAAUAUCAUCAAGUGGAAACAAUAUAUCAAUUUCAACUAAUGAUAAUAUAGAAGCUAUACCACAAUCAAAUGAAAAUGUCGAAAUAUCAGAACUUGUAGAUCCGCAUCCAAACCGCACACAAAUAAAACUAAGUGAAAAUAGAUUAGAGAAUGACGAAAAAAUAAAACCACACGAAGAAUUUAAUUUAACAACAGUCAAACCUAUGAGUGCAUCAACAGAAGAAUCUAUUUUCUCCGGAAUAAAUAAGGAAUAUAUCAAAUACAUGAUAACUGGAGCAAAAGGAAGUGAUCAGCUUUUUAGACCGAUUCUAAAUGAAAUGGAGGACAUGAGUCAAAUCGGAGACACCGAUCGUCUGACAAUCAUCAACCCAACAGUCAUCGUCAACUUCCGCGGCACUAUAUGGAAUAAAGAUAGUGAUAUAAAAUUAGGUCAAAAAAAGAAGGACAAAAGGAAACCUGAAAACAUAUUUGAAUAACAUUUCGACGUAAUCUAGCAAAAGGAAGUAUGAAACAAACAGCCAAGAAAUAACAAAGAUAUGCUCCUUGCUGAAGUAAAUUUAAAGUUUAUUACAAUUGUGUUAACAGAAAUCAGACAGCUGUAUUGAAUUUAAACAAUAACAAUGUCAUGAUAUGUUAAAUUUUGUAACUUUGUCUGCAAUAUUUUAUAGUUAAUGUGUGCAAUUACUUUAAAUGGUUGUUUUACAGCACUAU
Messenger RNA from Papilio polytes (common Mormon), 853 nucleotides. RefSeq lists its product as uncharacterized. Bases 76 to 618 code for a protein of 180 amino acids. The record is from RefSeq and is a predicted model, not a curated record. The transcript is spliced from 2 exons. NCBI's taxonomy places the organism in Eukaryota, Metazoa, Arthropoda, Insecta, Lepidoptera, Papilionidae.